Messenger RNA from Staurois parvus, 484 nucleotides. NCBI's taxonomy places the organism in Eukaryota, Metazoa, Chordata, Amphibia, Anura, Ranidae. The record is from the annotation of a GenBank genome assembly.
GUCAGUUUGGCGGGGAAAAGUCCUGAAAUUAGGGAAGUCAGGUCUAAAGGAAAAGGUGCUUGCACAUUGGAUGUUGGAAGGCUCUUUCAUACCAGGUGCGUUGAACUGCAUUGAUUCACAUUGAUUGGUGGUCAGUUGGAAGAAUGUCCCUUACAUUGGUGGUCAGUGGGAAGAAUGCUUCUUACAUCAAUGGUCCUUGGGAAGAAUGUCCCUUACAUUGAUGGUCUUUGGGAAGAAUGUCUCCUACAUCGAUGGUCAUUGGGAAGAAUGCUUCUUACAUCGAUGGUCAGUGGGAAGAAUGUUUCUUACAUCGAUGGUCAGUGGGAAGAAUGCUUCUUACAUCGAUGGUCAGUGGGAAGAAUGCUUCUUACAUCGAUGGUCAUUGGGAAGAAUGUCCCUUACAUUAAUGGUCUUUGGGAGGAAUGUCUCUUACAUUGAUCAACAGUGAGAAGAUACCCUCUUUUACAUUGGUGGUAAAGGGGAA